Messenger RNA from Colletotrichum scovillei, 1875 nucleotides. Its product is annotated as aldo/keto reductase. NCBI's taxonomy places the organism in Eukaryota, Fungi, Ascomycota, Sordariomycetes, Glomerellales, Glomerellaceae. The transcript has a single exon. Gene Ontology annotation, molecular function: oxidoreductase activity. Bases 584 to 1510 code for a protein of 308 amino acids. The record is from RefSeq and is a predicted model, not a curated record.
GGCCCAUUCACCGGCGGAGCAACGGCUCAGCAUCGGCGGAGAAGUUCUACGUCAUUGGCUCCAGUAGCAGCGGGUCAAAGGCCCAGAGAUAACGGGGCAUCAACCUGGUACCGUCGAGACAACGGACGAAUACCGACUGGGAACCGCCGGCACCGACUCGAAAUCGACAUUGAGAUACCGACUCAACACCAAGUAACACCAAGCACUCGCAAGGAGGCACCGACCCUCAAUAAUCUGUACGGCGUACGGGGCAACAUGUUGGAGAACGGGUCCCCUCCAAGACGGGGGGCAUCAACCCAGCACAGACGGGACAUUCACGGCGGGUCCGCGUCUGGCGACAACAGAGGACGCCAUCGGUCCGAAAAUGGUAAUCAGAAUCAACUGUAGUAACUAGGCACAAAGAGCGAGACGUCGAAAAGGAUAAAAAGGAAUAGAUAACUCGGCAACAUCUGCUGUUUUUUUGGAAGCAUCACUCGCACAUCAAUCACAAUCAACGGCCUCAACCAAUCCAAUAACCUCUCUUGAUACCCAUACAACUCUUUACUUCUCAACAUCAACUACUACAACAUUCACAUCAUUCACAAUGGCCGCCCAAUUUGCUACCCGUCAGCCUGAGCUCGGCAUGGAGAAGGUUAUGCCUACUCGUCAGGACUCUGGAUAUGCCUCCCCCUGCGACUCUCCUCGCCUCACCGUCCGCCUCAACGACGGCAACGAAAUCCCCCAGAUCGCUCUCGGUGUCUACAAGGCCCCCAACGGCCAAGAGACUGAGGACGCUGUCAUCGCCGCUCUCGACGCCGGCUACCGUCACAUCGACUCCGCUGCCAGAUAUGCCAACGAGGAGGCCUGCGGUCGUGCCCUGAAGCAGUGGUUCCAGAAGACCAACACCCCCAGAUCCGAGGUCUUCGUCACCACCAAGCUUUGGGACGCUGACCACGGCUACGAGGCUACCUUCAAGGCUCUCUGCGACUCCCUCGAGAAGUUCCAGCUCGAGUACUUUGACCUCUACCUCAUCCACUCCCCCUCAGACGACAAGGAGAAGCGCCUCGCUUCCUGGAGAGCUCUUGAGACUGCCCAGCGCCUCGGCAAGGUCCGCUCCAUUGGUGUCUCCAACUUCAGCUCCCACCACAUUGAGGAGCUUCUCCAGGAGACCACCGUUGUCCCCGCCGUCAACCAGAUCGAGGUUCACCCCUUCUGCCAGCGCCAGGACCUCGUCGACACCUGCCGCAAGCACGGCAUCGCCAUUGAGGCCUACUCUCCCCUCGCCCGCGGCAACAAGCUCGAGGACCCCACCAUCGGCAAGAUCGCCGAGAAGUACGGCAAGAGCCCUGCUCAGAUCCUUCUCAACUGGAACGCUACCCGCGGCAACAUUGUCCUCCCCAAGUCCCUGGCUGCCCACCGAAUCCAGUCCAACUUCGAGUCCUUCGACUUCGAGCUCUCCCAGGAGGACAUGGCUGUCAUUGACGCCCUCGGUGCUGAGAACUACGUUACCGGUACCCUGCACAAGGAGUAAGGAAUGUCUCAUUAAGAUAUUUGGCCUGAGGGCACUCCAGUUCGGCAACACCCACCGCUGGAUCUUCCAGCUAACAACUGAGCUUUCCUCCAUCCUGAGAGCAUUGGAACAGCCAUUUGCAUUGCCGGCGUGACGAAAUCCGCACGUCGUCCAUCCAGGACAUUAGAAGGAGUUGAUUGCCAUCGACGCCACUUGGCGUUCUAUUCCCCCGUCGAAAUAUUUGGAUAGGAGUUUGGGUUAUUCGUUUUAUUUUUGGGAGGACAUAAAGACAUAGACAUUUCAUCUAGACAAGCGAGCUAGACUGCAAGCUGGGCUUAGCCUGGUACGAAUCUUACGCCCCAUUUCUCACCUUUGCUCCCGAUGGU